UGGGCCCGCGGCUUGGAGGUGUCUUUCUAGCUAGGAUUGGGGGUAGGGGUGGGCGCUGGCGACGCGUGAAGUUGCCGUGGUUCCCGGGGGAUACAGCCUGAGGGCGGGGCCUCAAGCGCAGAGAAGGGAAGGCGCCUCGGGGUAACGCUGGAGGCUGCGGCUCAGGCGAGAGGUGUCCGGGAGCCCCAGCCCGAUCUGUCCUGCCCAAUGGGCUCCAGGGAACCACCUCUACCCCCGGGAAGGUCAGGCCGGGGACCGCCGGCUCCGCCGCCGCAGAGAUGCCCACCUUGCCAAGAUGGCGACUCCCGGAGAGACACUCCCAAGGGGACAGCCAUGUUAGUGGCCUGACAAAGUCCCCAAAGAAAAUUGGAAAGCCCGCCUCUUCUCCGACACACACGAACAGGCACACGCACUAACACCUCCGCCGUGCAGCCCGUGUAAUUGGGGGCGGACGGCCGCUUCCACGCCGACACUGAGCAUGUGCAGUGUGGAGUCGAAGAAACGCGAGAGUCCCGCAGACGCAGUUUCAACACUUAGGGCUCUGGGACUGAGUUUAACAGAGGCAGCGGUUUCAGGGCCAGUGAAACCGUGACCUAUUUAUGGGGGUGUUAGGACAGGGCUUUCGUGCUCAGUGAUGGUUCUCUGUGGGGUGAGUGACAGGGCUUCUCUGGAGUCACUCAUGAGGAGGUGCGUGGAGUGACUGAGGUUUGUGGCCAGAGACGGUCAUCUGAGUGAUUAUUAGAUGCGGGAAUGGAUGUUCCUUGAAGUGGAUGGUUUCUUGGAGUCUCUGCGGAGCCCCUGGGCCAGACCCCGCUGUGAAGGCUGCAGGAUCUUCCUUCCCCCCAGAGCAGCUCUGGUUGAGUCCUCGGACCUGCCUGGCCUCGGGCUCCCGGGAAGAGCAGAGUUGCCCCCAGGAGAGCCCGAGGGCUGAGGCCCAGCGGGAGGAUGCCCGCCAACCGGAGCUCUCCCCAGUGGUCCCCAACCCGGACGGCAGUGGGACACAGCAGCGUGUGUGAGGCAUCAGUGUCAUUUGAGGACGUGACUGUGGACUUCAGCAGGGAGGAGUGGCAGCACUUGGACCCUGCUCAGAGGCGCCUGUACCGGGAUGUGACCCUGGAGAACUACAGCCAUCUGCGCUCCGUGGGGUACCACGUUCCCAAACCGGAGGUCAUCUGCAAGUUGGAGCAAGGAGAGGGGCCAUGGACGCUGGAGGAGGAAACCCCACAUCAGAGCUGCUCAGAUGAGAAUAUUGGGCAAACUCAACAACAGAGAAUUUCUGGAGAAGUUUCAUUCCACUGUGAGAAAUUUGGCCAAUCUAUAGGAAAAGAUUCAUUAUGUUCCAUUUUAGAACUGUGGCAAGAUAAUGACCAGCUAGAGGGAUAUCAAGAAAAUGGAAAUAAUCCUUUAAGUCACAUGAAAGUAUUGAUUAAGGAGAGAGGCUACGAGUAUAAAAACAUCGAAAAAAUAAUUCAUGUGAGUAGCAGACAUGUUCCUUCAAUUAAAAGACUCCGUAACUGUGACACAUUUGGAAAGAAUUUGAAGCAUACUUUAAACUUACAUAAUCAUAAUAAAAGCAAUGCAACAAAGAACUUUGAUAAGAUUUUUGAAAAUGGCAACAAUUUUGCCCAUAGCUCUUCCUCGACUAAGAACGAGAAUGCUGCUAAUACAAGAGCAAAUUCCUGUGAACUUAAUCGAUGUGAAAAACAUCUUGGCCAUAAACAAAUUCUCACCCACCAUCAGAAAAUUCAUACUGGAGAAAAGCUUUAUGAAUGUGCUGAAUAUGUAAAGACCCUCACCCAGAAGUCACAUCUUUUUGAGCAUCAGAGAAUAAUACAUGCUGGAGAAAAGUCCCAUGAAUGCAACAAAAGUGAGAACAUCUUCGCUCAGAAGCCACAAAUUGAGGUGCCUCAAAGUGUUUAUACAAGAGAGAAACCCUUUAUAUGUGCUCAGUGUGGGAAGGCCUUUACUCUCAGGUCAAACCUCAUUACACAUCAGAAAAUUCAUACUGGGCAGAAACCCUAUAAAUGCAGUGAGUGUGGAAAAGCCUUUUUCCACAGAUCAUAUCUUUUUAGACAUAUGAGAAUUCAUACAGGAGAAAAACCUUAUGAAUGCAGUGAAUGUGGAAGAGGCUUCUCCCAGAAUUCCGACCUCAAUAUACAUCAGAAAACUCAUACUGGAGAGAAACACUAUGCAUGCAGUGAAUGCGGGAAAGCCUUUACAAGAAAAUCAGCACUCAGGAUGCAUCAGAGAAUUCACACAGGCGAGAAACCCUAUGUAUGCACUGAAUGUGGGAAGGCCUUCAUCCAGAAGUCCCAUUUCAAUACACAUCAGAGAAUUCAUACUGGAGAAAAACCUUAUGAAUGCAGCGACUGUGGGAAAUCAUUCAUUAAGAAAUCACAACUCCAUGUGCAUCAAAGAAUUCAUACAGGAGAAAAGCCUUACAUAUGUACAGAAUGUGGAAAGGUGUUCACUCACAGGACAAAUCUCACUACCCAUCAGAAAACUCAUACUGGAGAGAAACCAUAUAUGUGUGCCGAAUGUGGGAAGGCUUUCAGUGAUCAAUCAAAUCUCAUCAAACACCAAAAAACUCAUACCGGAGAGAAACCUUAUAAGUGCAACGGCUGUGGAAAGGCCUUCAUAUGGAAGUCACGCCUCAAGAUACAUCAGAAAUCUCACAUUGGAGAGAGACACUAUGAAUGCAAUGAAUGUGGGAAAGCCUUUAUCCAGAAAUCAACACUCAGUGUGCAUCAGAGAAUCCAUACAGGAGAGAAACCCUAUGCGUGUCCUGAAUGUGGGAAGGCCUUCAUCCAGAAAUCACAUUUCAUUGCGCAUCAUAGAAUUCAUACUGGAGAGAAGCCUUAUGAAUGCAGUGACUGUGGGAAGUGCUUCACGAAGAAGUCACAACUCCGUGUGCAUCAGAAAAUUCACACAGGAGAGAAACCCAAUAUAUGUGCUGAAUGUGGAAAGGCCUUCACUGAUAGGUCAAAUCUCAUAACACACCAGAAAAUCCAUACUAGAGAGAAACCCUAUAAAUGCAGUGAUUGUGGAAAAACCUUCACCUGGAAGUCACGCCUCACUAUCCAUCAGAAAUCUCAUACUGGAGAAAGACACUAUGAAUGCAGUAAAUGCGGGAAAGCUUUCAUUCAGAAAGCCACACUAAGUAUGCAUCAGAUAAUUCAUACAGGAAAGAAACCUUAUGCUUGUACAGAAUGUCAGAAGGCUUUCACUGACAGAUCAAAUCUCAUUAAACACCAGAAAACUCACAGUGGAGAAAAACUGUACAAAGCCAGUGACUGAAAACGCCUUCAGCUGGAAAUCACAACUAGAUCUGCACCAGCCAUCUCAUAGUGAGGACGAGGAGUGGCUGAUGCUGCUGCAGUCAUUGUGUAGGGGCACGUAGAGAUGACAGACUACAGACAGCAUAAGUGAACAGAAGGCAGACAAAGCCACGUAUCCUUUAGUCAGUUGGAAAUACAAGUACCUGCAUCACCACAGUUGAUGUGCAGUUAUAUGCGUAGGGAGACGCUUUGAUAAAGCAUUUGAGCAAUAGCCCUGUUUGGUUUCAUGACUCACACAGGGACUCAAUCUCCUGGAAGUGGUAGAAAUAGACACACCAGGAGAUAACUUGUAAUUUCUUCUGUUUCACUUUUUGGAUAAAGGGCUUAAUAAAUUCAGCACUGAUUAUUUAUUCAUACUGUAGGUAGUAAAUGUACUCGA
This is a messenger RNA of Phacochoerus africanus (Common warthog), 3717 nucleotides long. RefSeq names its product zinc finger protein 41 (gene ZNF41). Gene Ontology annotation, biological process: regulation of DNA-templated transcription. The transcript is spliced from 6 exons. The coding region runs from base 946 to 3297 and encodes 783 amino acids. The record is from RefSeq and is a predicted model, not a curated record. Lineage: Eukaryota; Metazoa; Chordata; Mammalia; Artiodactyla; Suidae.